Molecule: messenger RNA, 2773 nt
Organism: Schistosoma turkestanicum
Lineage: Eukaryota; Metazoa; Platyhelminthes; Trematoda; Strigeidida; Schistosomatidae
Source: the annotation of a GenBank genome assembly
UUUUUGAUCACGAAACUAAUAAACUUAAUUGAACAAUGAAAAUGAAGUUAUAACGUUACAUUUCUGUACACAGAAAUGAUGAAAAUUGCAUUCAUAAUGGGCAUAAAAUUAUCCAUAAUUCUCUACUGAUUCUGGAUUAUAAAAAUCAAUUGAUCAUUCUACUUUUACUGUGUUUUGAUCUCAUACCAGUCUCAAAAUCAUCAACAGCUGAGCAAUAUGAACACCAAUGUCACACUUCUUAUCAAACACAUCAUUGAAUAUUUUUGUUAACAACCGAUAAGUAAUAAUUAAAGCUUCGCAUUGAACAAUUUUGUAAAAUUUCAAUGUUUUACACCGAUAUACUAGCUGUAAUUUUCUUAUGCUUUGUCAUAUUCUUCAUAGCUCUUUGCUAUUUAAUAUUUUAUCCUGAUUCAGGACAGAUUAUGAAACGUACAAGACGCAGUAAAUGUAUGAAUAAACAAACAAAUAAUAAAAAUGCAAGAAAAGAAGUUGCACGAUUUUAUAGUUUUGAUAAAAAUUCCUGCCAACUGAUGAAUCCUUGUUCAGUAACUACUACUUCGACUACUACGACUACUACUACUACUACUACUACUACCACUAGUACCACUAGUACUACUGCUACUAGUGACAAUUCAAAACGAGAUUCAUGCAGUAAUACAAGUUUAAAAACAAUCAGAGAAACAGUUAAACCUAGAGAAAGACAUCAACGAUACAGUUUACAACAGAUGUCAUCCUAUCAACCAAAUCAAUAUGGUCGUAGAUUAUCAGUUGCUCGUGAUCAAAACACCAGACUGAUUUGCGGUUUACAAAAUCCACCAUUGAAUAGUAUUACUAGACUUCAAAUGGUACAACCAGAUAAUAAAAUGUUAACAAAUAGAGGCAAAUUAAUACGAGCAUUCUCUGAAAGUUGUACAACUAAAUGUCAAAGUAACAACAAUAACACUGGUCAUAGGAAUAAUGAGAUAACUGACAAUAAAAAUUUCAGUUCAUCUGAUAAAGAGAUGAGAAAAACUAGUCAUUUGCCAAAAUUAAGUGAUCCAAACUUGUCGAAAAAUUUACAAUUUUGGUCGAACCGUACAAAAUUCAAUAAAUCGACGACGUAUCAAAGUGAAAAAUCAAUGUCCUCAUCAUCAUCAUCAAUUGAUUCUGUAUGGUCAGGAGUUAAACGUCGUCUAAGUAAUACUGAAACAGUUUUUCAUCCUGUUAUGCGUAUCUUUUCUACUGUACAAUUGAAAAAUCAAACAGAUUUCGAUAAUACAUGGAGAAAUUUCACCAUGAAUCCAGAUACAAAUGGACAUAUAUGCUUUUCAUUGACGUAUACAUGCACUGUUGGAUUACUAAACGUAACCAUCAAUCGACUGAUCGGUGUUAGCAAUCUGAUUAAAAGUUCAGAUAUUUUACCAAGUCAAACACCAGCUAAUUUUGUUGUAAGCUUACGUUUAAGACAUUGUAACACUUCGAAAUCAUACACAGAAGUCUACAGUGAACAGGAUAAAGAAAGACAAACUCUCCUAAAUGAAAGUGAAGGAUUUCAUAAAACUUAUUUUACACAACCAGUUUUAACGUCAUUAAAUCCAAAUUUUGAUCAGUCGUUCCUAUUUUCAAUCACUACAAAUGAAUUAAACAAUGCUGAACUAGUUUUAACAGUAUUACAAUCAACAACAAAACAUGAUUACACUAAUGCAUUUAUCAAUUUCGACACUGAUCGUAUACCUAGACGUAAUAAAUCCGUUGAUUCAUAUAAUCAUCCAUGUCCACCUUAUGAAGUUGACAGAUUACCACGUAGAAUGAAUAUGAUCUCUGAAGAAAUGCGAUGUAUCGGUGUAACAUUUUAUAAAUUAAAUCAAUAUGAAUUAAUUAAUUGUCCAGAGAAAAUGCAAAAUAUUUGGCAAGAAUUACGCAAAUUACCGGAAUUACAUAGUAGACAAUCGAGAAUAGCAAGUUACGAAGAUGAAAAUUCUGUCAAUUUUGAAUUAUAUCCAUCUACUGCGGAAAAUGAUCAUGAAAAAAAUGAAUUUGGAGAGGAAAAUCGUUUGUCAAAUAUUAAUUCCGAAGUUCCGCAAAAUGAAGAUUUGAAAAAACCAAUGGUCAAAGUAACUGUUCAAUAUAAAAUGGAUUCUUCUAUCUUUGAAAUUUUUAUAGAAGAAUUUAAAAAUGUCAAAAUUUUCAAACAUGAAACUGAAAUGUUAUUUCAAGCAUUAUUCUGUCUUGGAAAUACAACUUUAUCCGUAGUACGAUGUAAGCCAUUCCGAUUUAUUGCACCGAAAUCAACUGUCGACGAGACCACUAUCGAUCCAAAUGAUCCGUUUCACAUUUACGAUCAUAUUUCAAUUUCACCGGAUGAACAUGUCUCGCUAAAUAUCGAUGUGAAUCGAUUAUUGAAUUACAAUAACAUUGGAAUAAUUUUACAAAUAUUCAUACGAACCAGUACAUCGAAUCAAUUAAGACGUUUAGCCAAUCUAUCGAUUGGUCUAACUAAACUAACUAACGAUCUGGCAUUGAUUCAAUGGAAUGAUUUAAUUAAAGAAUUGAAACGAUUAAAAAAUACAAAUCAAUUAUUUGGUUGCACUAAGAAAAUCACUUAUUGGCAUUCAUUGGAAGCAUUGUGAUUGCAAGUGUUGUUACUUCUUCUCCAUAUCUGUUAUAUGAAUUUUUGUAUAAGAAAAAAAAAUGAAACACAUUUAAAAUGUGCCAGUUAUUUUGAACAGUUGAAUAAACAGUUGAUGAGAAUGUGUUUGUUGUAAACCGACCGAAUGAGAUUCUAAGUACAUGA